AUGGGGAACGAAGCGAGCGCGGAAGGGGCCGAAGGGGGGCUCGCUGGGCUACCAGCGGGUCUCGCGCCUGACGGCAAGGGAGGCUUCGCGGAGGCGGACCUCAGCCAUCUGAGCGAGGACGAGAGGAAGCAGCUCGUGGCCGCGAUGGCCAAGGCGCAGUCCAGGUCAUCAGAGCCUCAGCCAUCUGGAGCGCGAGGUCCGUCUGGGCUCAGUAAGAGUCGGACUGUAGACGCAUUUGGAGAGGGACCACCCCCCAAACCAAAGCCUGGCCGCAGCCCCUCAUCCCUGAGUCUCCUCGAGUCCCGCUUCAGGCAGGAGCCCAAAGACCCUGAGCAGCCCCGCACUGGCAUGUUCUCUUCUUCUUUCCUGAGCGGGGCAAACCCCCUUAGUGCUGUCUCUUCAGCUGUCUCCUCUGCCAGCAUCCCCAAGUUUGGCCUAUUUGGGGAUGAUGAGGAGGAUGAGGCAGCCAAGCAGGGAGCAAAACCUCCUGGCCCCCAGGCUGGCGCAGGGAAGGGUCCCCCUCAGCAGGGCCCACCUAAAGGACAAGGACCACCCCAGCAGAAACAGGGAGCGCCACCACAGGGGCCUGGAGGAAAGCCUGCUGGUCCUGGUCCCCAGCAGCAAGGACCCAAACCUGGUGGCCCUGGGCCACAGCAACAAGGACCCAAACCUGGUGGGCCUGGCCCUCAACAGCAAGGACCCAAGCCUGGUGGUCAUGGGCCUCAACAGCAAGGACCCAAACCUGGUGGGCCUGGGCCUCAACAGCAAGGACCCAAGCCUGGUGGGCCUGGGCCUCAACAGCAAGGACCCAAACCUGGAGGCCCUGGACCCCAGCAACAAGGGCCUGGUAAGCCAGUUCCAGGAGGCCCAGGCAAACCCACUGGGCCACGGCAAGGCCCUGAUGGGCCUGCAAAGCCUGUACCUCAGCAGCAGGGUCCAUCAGCAAGCCCAAGUAAAGGUGGGCCUUCUCCAGGGAAGGCUGCUGGAGCGCUGUGUCCUCUUUGUAAAACCACUGAGAUGAACUUGCAGGCCAAAGACCAGCCGCCCAACUACAGCUCCUGUACACAGUGCAAACAACAGGUGUGCAGUCUGUGCGGCUUCAGCCCUCCUGAUUCAGCGGGUAAAGAGUGGCUGUGCCUGAACUGCCAGAUGCAGCGAGCAAUGGGGGGCAUGGAACCCCCUGGCCCCCCAAUGAUGAAACAGCCUCCCAAGCAGGGCUCAGCCCCUCCAUCACCACAGAGAAAGGAACCACCACCUGGAUCACCUGCCAAGGAUGAGCCAGGAAAGAAGCCUCCAAUGCUGAGCAAGCAGCAGAGCAUUGGUGACACAGGGAAGGGAGCCACUCCUCCAGCGACUCCCAAACAGAAGUCUCCUGGUCCAGGGCCACAGCAGCAACAGCAAGGAUCUCCUAAAGGGCCUCAGGGAGCUCAGCCUGGAGCUCCAGGGUUAAAACGUGGACAGCAGCCACCUCCACUUCAGAAACCUGCACAGAGUCCUAAGGGUAGUCCCCAACCCUCUCCUGCAAAAACCACCCCAAAGCAGGACACAGGUGGCUUUUUUGGGGGGUUUGGUCUUGGAGGGUUGACGGACGUGAAAGCCCCCGCAGCGGAGUCGGUUACAGGGAAGUUAUUUGCUGGUUUUGGCAGCUCAUCCAAACCGCAAGGUGGCACUGCAGCGCAGGCCAGCGAGUCAGUUACUGGGAAGCUCUUCAGCGGGUUCGGUGGACUGACCGAGGCAGCCAAGCCACCAGCAGCCGCUUCUCAGGCAUCCGAUGGCGUAUCAGGAAAAAUGUUUGGGUUUGGGUCUUCUAUACUUAGUUCAGCCACCAAUCUCAUCACCGGGGAGGACCCAAAGUCUCCCCCAGAGUCACCCCCAGGAUCCCCACCUGAUUCCCCCAUUGAUUCUGGUGCAGACUCCCCUCCGGGAUCUCCUCCAGACUCAGGCUCAGAAUCACCACCUGACACCCCACCUGCCUAUUCCAAAGAGCCAGCCUCUCCCAAACCCAGAGCCACUGAAGGGAAGGCCCCAGCAGAUAAACCCACAGUGGAGCCUGCAAAAGCAGAAGAACCACCUGCUCCAGCCCCAGGUUCAGCAGCCCAUUCCUCCUGUCCACUCUGUAAAGUGGCACUGAACAUUGGAUCAGGAGAUGCGCCCAAUUACAGCACCUGUACAGAGUGCCAGAAGACUGUAUGUAACCUGUGUGGCUUCAACCCCAUGCCGCAUCUAUCAGAGAAAGAAUGGUUAUGCCUGAACUGCCAGACCCAACGGGCUCUUUCCGGACAGCUUGGGGAUAUGCCUCCACCUUCUCCUUCCAAGCUGCCAGCUAAAUCCCAACCUACCCCUCCAUCUUCCCCAGCCCGAGUCUCCUCUGCCCCUUCAUCCCCUGCUCCCACUGCCACUGCUAUCCCUGCCAAAGGACUCACAAGGACCCCCAGUGUAACUCAGGCUCCUGCUGACAAGUCUGAACUUGUCUCAGCCACAGUUGAUGCUAAAUCUCUAGUAGAGUCAGCUGCAGUGAAAGGCGUUGAGGCACAGGCAGUACUGGAAAGCACACAGAAGACAGAUGUUGCUGUGCCUGCAAAAGACAAAGAGCUACUGAAGGAGCCUGGUGAGAAAGAUGGAGUCAAUCAAGAGUGCAGUCCCACCAGCCCUUCAGAUUUGGCCAAGUUGGAGAGCACUGUACUUCCAAUACUUGAGGCUCAGACAUCACCUUCUAAAGAUGAAUCACAAAGUGACACGAUGAAGACCAGACGCCGACUGGAGGUGCUCCCAAUGUCUCCAGAUCUCAGUUCAGAGGAAGACAGAUUUGGUGAGGAUCAAGAACAAAAGGAUGGUACUGCAGACCGUAAAAAAGAAAGGAAAAAGCUACUUGUGCCAGCAGACAUUCAAGGAGAGUUUUUGGAGGACAGCAGUGAGGGAGAAUCUUCACCUAUCGUUGAGAGAAAAAAGAAACUUAGUGAAGAAAAGAAUUUAGGAGGAGAAAGUCCAGGUUCUGCAGAUGACGAAGAGUUUAUUCGAAAGCAGAUUAUGGAAAUGAGUGCUGAUGAGGAUGCAUCACCAUCUGAUGAAGAAAACCUUAUCAGGAAAAAAAUCAAGGAUCAUGAAAAGAAGCAACUGGAAAGAGAUUCCAAGAAAGAAAUCAAAGAGAAGAGUGAGUCAGGCAAGACAAGACGUCUUCUCAAAAAGAGUAGUGUCAGUCCUGAGGAUGAGCCAGACCGUAAAAGUAUCAUUUCUGUGGCCAAAAUUGAGGAACUAGAUAAAGGGGAGCAGCCUUUUCCAGACAAUGAGGCUGGCAUUCGACAUUUUAAAACUAUCGAACUCAACAGUGUUGCCACUGUUCGGCAGGCUUCAGAUGAUGGUGAACCAGAGAGCCUUACAGACUCCCCUGAUGAUAAAUCCAGAGGUGAAGGUUCUUCAAGCUUGCACGCUUCCAGCUUUACUCCAGGAACAUCUCCAACCUCCCUCUCUUCACUUGAUGAAGACAGUGACAGCAGCAGCCCAAGCCAUAUUCGGUCCAGUGGUGAGGGCAAGCAGCACAGGAAAGCCAAGCACCGGCAACCGGGACAAAUGCUACCCACUAUUGAAGAUUCAUCCGAAGAAGAAGAACUGCGUGAGGAAGAAGAGCUUCUGAAAGAACAAGAGAAGCAGAAGAGCUCUGGGAAGAAAUCAAAAAAGGACAAAGAGGAAAUACGUGCACAGAGAAGGAGAGAGCGGCCAAAAACUCCACCAAGUAACCUCUCACCGAUUGAAGAUGCUUCUCCAACAGAGGAGCUGAGGCAAGAAGCAGAGAUGGAGGAAAUCCGAAGAUCUUCUUGCUCAGAUUUCUCUCCAAGCAUGGAUUCAGACCCAGAGGGUUUUGAGAUUCUUCCAGAGAAAAUUGCUGCUGUCCAAAAAGUGUAUCAGCUGCCAACUUCAGUCUCCUUGUAUUCUCCAACAGAUGAGCAACAUGCUGAUAAUCAGUCAAAAGAAAAUAAGGAAAAACGACCUUUGAAAACUGCAGAUGAAGCAUAUGAGGAAAUAAUGCUGAAGGCAAAAUCUCCAACUACAGAGAGAGAGGAACUUCCACCAGGGAAAGAGUCUCUUUAUGGUGGAAUGCUGAUUGAAGACUACGCUUAUGAGUCCUUGGUUGAAGAUGUAUAUGUGGAGCAGGAACCAGACAAAAUUUCUGUUCCAGAAAAAGCUAGAAAGCUGAGAUCUCCUGAUGAAGUAUAUGAAGACAUGAUGCAGAAAAAGAAAGAUAUGCUGCUAAAAGAGCAGCAGCUGAAAAAAGAUCAGACCAUAAAAGAAACCUCCAAACCAGAAAUCAUGCUUCCCCCAUCUGACACCAAAAGAGACACCGUUUCCUCAAGUAUCUCUGCCCAGUCAGGCAAGGAUGGGAAACCAUUAUUAGAUGCAGAGGAAGCAUAUGAGGAACUUAUGAAAAAACAUAGAGCUGUUCUGACACCAGGCACCAGCCCAACCCAAUCUGUUCCUGAUUUGAAUGAUGCAGCACAGCAAAUGACAGUAACUUCUUCAGAAAAAAUAGAUGAUGUUCCUCCAAGAAGAAUUCUCCCUAUACCUGAUCUGAGGGUGACGCAGUGCUCCUCAGGUGAAGAGGAAUCUGGAGAGGAGAGCACUGUAGAUCAAAAACAGGACACUGAAAAAGGUUCAGUUCCUGUAUCAAUGUCAACAGAUACUACAGUGGCUGAGCCAACAUCAUUUGAUACUGAGGUACCUCAUCAAGCACCAGUUGCUUCUCCAGCUUCAGAGCCUGUAACAGAGUCUGCUGUAUCAAGGGAAGAAGCACCAUCAAAACCACUACCACCACAAGAUGCCAUAGUUGAAGCAGUUGAGACUUUCCAGUCUGAUGUUGUUGACUUGUCAAAGUCUUCAGCCUCUACUCAAAUAGAUGCUUCCCCUAUUCCAAUUCAUAGUGUAGUUUCUAGACCUUCUGUCCCAGUUGCAUCACCUUUACCCACUGUACCACAGUACACUCCAACAGUACCUAGUGUAAUAUCAACUGCACCACCUGUUCCUCCCAAACCAGUGGUUCUACGUAGAGCUGUGUCUCAGGAAAGAGCAGACAUUCCUGUUCCCCCACCCCUACCACCUCCUACUCUCCCCAAGCCUACUGUUUAUCCCAAAAAGAUUCCACCUCAGGUUCCCCAAAGAACAGUUCCAACUACAGUCCCUAGACAACCUAUGGCUCCAACAUAUAAGCCCCAUGUUCCUCCUCCUGUGCCUCCAAAGCCAUCUUCAAUCCCUGCAGGCCUGACAUUCAGUCACAGACCAGGAGAGUCUGUGAAGCCACCCAUAGCUCCAAAGCCCAUGUCAAGUGCCCAAGCAUCUUCUUCUGCAUAUGCUCCACCAAGACCAAACAUCCUCCCCACAGACACUGUAGAAGGUGCUUUGAAUCUGAGUCCUUCAGCUGAAACUAAGACAGGGACUACUUCACCAAUCAAGUCGCCUACAUCCCCUAGGUUUGGCAAAAGUUUACAUGACACUUAUGUGGUUAUUACUCUUCCAUCUCAGCCUGGUUCACCCAUAGAAGGUGUGACAACCCAAGCCCCAACAAGUUUUGACCUCACUUCACCCAGCAAACAAGCUCCUACACAGCUCCAAACUCAGGCACAGGUGCAACCACCACCACAGUCACAAACAACUAGGGUUCCAUUAGCAUUUACACGAAUUACAGAAUCCAUAGAAAGCCAAGAAAUAUGUGGUCCAGAGAAGGUAGUUUCAAGCAUGAGUCAUGUCUAUGAGGCUAUUUCAGCUUCACAGCCUUCAUCAGUCAUUCCAAAUGUUGGUGUCCAGGUAGUUACUACUGAAGUCCAAAGGACAACAGUGUCAGUUGUGCAUGAAAGAACAGCACCACCACUUCCUACUCCUAGAGCCACUGGGGUACCAGUUGUUCCUGAAAAUUUGAAACCUCAGUCAGUACAAGCACAGAAUGGUCAAGCCUAUCAUCCUGGAGAGGUUGUUGACCUGCGCACUCCAAAAGUUGAUGCAGAAACUGCUAUGAAAGGUAUGGAUCUGUCAUCAUCUGAGUCACGACGGCAGUCCCUCCUUGCUGAUGGCAGUGGGCGGCAACAAAGUGCCGUUCAGUCAUCAGUUAUGAAUCUGAGCACAGAUACUUCCUCAGUGUCUGUUGUAACUGACAGCAUCACCAUCCUCACUUGUACAGCUACUAUAGCAUACAGCAACAGUGAUCUUUCUCAGGCCACCUCAAUGCCUCUUCAGCUUACAACAGCUAAAUCUUUUGAACCUGUUUCCCAAAUUAUUUAUCGUCCUGUUGACUCUCAACCAGAAAAACCUAUCAAUCUCUCCACAACUGUGGGCAAAACUCAUCCUGUUCCUGUGACAUUAGCCCCCACAAUUGCAAGCAAUGGCAUUAGCACAAGUAUUCCACCUCGACUGGAAACUUGUGUAUCUGGUGCUGUUGACCUCACUACUAUGAAGCCAGUGCAAACCAUGGUGUCUGUAGAUGGUUCCACUUCAGAAGUGGUCAUGGCAGUGAUCACAGAGGAUGAUGGCAAACCAGUAGACCUUACAGCAGGAAGACGGGCAGUCUGUUGUGAUGUUGUCUACAAGCUUCCGUUUGCAAGUAGCUGUGCCACUCAACAGCCUUCAGCUCCAUUGCCAGAGGAUCGUUUUGGCUACAGGGAUGACCACUACCAAUAUGAUCGCUCCCCAUAUGGAAUGAGAGGACUUGGUGGAAUCAAGCCCUCAAUGUCUGACACAAAUUUGGCUGAAGCUGGCCUCUUUCUAUACAAAAGUAAGAAUAGCUAUGAUUACAACGGGGCAAUGGAAGGUGCUGUAGACCUAACCUCUGGAAAGAUGUCUGUGGCAGGUGAAGCUGUGGACUACUCAAGCAAAGCCACGGGAGUGUAUUCUGGACUUACAAUUCCACCAUUCUCUCAGGCCAGAAUAACUUCUACAGUUGGAACUCACUUUGGAGUUCCUAGUGUCCUGAGAUCUUCAAAUGGAGUGGUUUACUCCUCUGUAGCAGCACCAGUUCCUUCCACAUAUGCUAUAACUACUCAACCUGGAUCUAUCUUCAGUAUGACAUACAACACUCUGUCAGGCAUGCAUACUAGUGACACAAUGCCAUCAUUGUCAAAUCUGCAGAGUCGGCCACUCACAAGAUCACACAGCUUCCUCUCCACAAUUGCUGUGACUACAGCAGAGAACGAAGAAGACAUGCCCUUGAAUCUGGAGACAGGUGUCUCUAAGGAUAUUUUUUCGACAGGCCUCUCAGAAGUACCUCCUACUGUAACCACAGUAGCAGCACUAGACUACACAGAUGCCUCACUGGAAGCUAUUGCAGCUUCACUAGAGGCUCUGUCUUCCCCCAUGGUUCCAGGUGAUGAACAGUAUCAGAUGGAGCGUGAGCUUCUGGAGCUAGAGAAAAUAAAACAACAGCGUUUUGCUGAAGAACUAGAGUGGGAGAGGCAAGAGAUUCAGAGAUUCCGGGAGCAGGAGCAGCUUCUAGUACAGAAAGAGUUAGAGGAGCUACAGGUCAUGAAGCAGCAGAUUCUGUGCCAGCAGGAAGAAGAGAGGCAAGCUCACCUCAUGAUGCAAAAAGAAACGUAUGCUCAGCAACAAGAGCAGUUGGAGCAGAUUCAGAGGCUCCAAGAGCAGCUUAGACAGCAACUGGAAGAGCAGAAAUACAGGCAAAUGUAUCCAGGUGAGAUCCAUGAGCAGACACAUGGUGUCAUUGUAGGGACUGACAAAAAAAUGGAUAGUGGCUGUCAGACAGAUGAAGAGGACAAUACAGACAAGGCCUAUACUGCAGGAAGAAAAAAGAAGAGUGCCAAGAAGAGUGUAGACAGCAGUGUACAGACAGAUGAUGAAGAUCAGGAUGAGUGGGAGGUUCCUGCUCGAGGGAGACGUAGUAGGUCACGAGGUGGUAAAUACAGCACAGGUGAGAGAAGUGGAGUUUCAGUGCAGGCUCUGACAGAAAUCUCUGUACAGACAGAUUCUUCAGGAACACUUAGAGGACAUACUGUGCAGACGGACACUAGGGUUGAUUAUCCUGACUCUGACAGAACUUCCUCCCCUAAAAGACGUCCUACCCCAUUAGAGAUUAGUCAGUCUCCACAUCUCAAAGCAGACACCUCCACUCUUCAGAUUGCUCCAGCUCCCCCUAAAUCCCCAAAAGUCCUCUACUCUCCAAUGUCUCCUUGUAUGUCCCCUAGCAAAUCCCUUGAGUUUGUGUCCUAUGAGAAAUCUCUUGGGGACACCAGCCCACAGAAAACACAUGGAGCAGACCCAUCCAGGGCACCCAAAGUCAUGCAACGGUCACUAUCUGAUCCCAAACCCAUGAGUCCAACUGCAGAGGAGAGAGCAGCUGCCAAUUUCCAGUACUCUGAGGGUUAUGCUGGUAAAGGAUCUCCAAGUGGCACUCCCUCUGGCACACAGAAGAAAGUGAAGAGAACUCUUCCUAACCCACCUUCAGAAGAGGAGGCUGCCAAUGCUGGCCAAACGCCAUAUAGCACCGCCUCCGCCCGUCGUCGUCUCUGCCGAAGCUCCAACAUGGCAAGGGCAAAAAUCUUGCAGGACAUUGACCGUGAACUGGACCUGGUGGAACGAGAGUCCUCCAAACUUCGCAAGAAGCAGGCAGAAUUGGAUGAAGAAGAGAAAGAGAUUGAUGCCAAACUGCGAUACCUAGAGAUGGGAAUCAACAGAAGGAAAGAGGCCUUACUCAAAGAAAGAGAGAAGAGGGAAAGGGCAUAUCUGCAAAGUGUUGCAGAGGAUCGUGACUACAUGUCUGACAGUGAGGUGAGCAACAUCCGUGAGACAAGGAGGGGUGGAGACGAAGAGGAGGUAGGUGGACAUGGACUUGAGAGACCACGCACUGCUCCACAGUCAGAACUUGAUGAGUUUGUUCCUCCACAGACCAAACAUGAGUAUGGCAAAUACUCCCAGUAUCAGUACCCACAGUAUCAGCAGUCUCUGUAUCAGUCUCAACAGCCCUACCAGUCUCAGUCAAUAUACUCCUCUGUGCCCUCUCUCACUGCCUCUCAGCAGCAGAGUUAUCACCAGAUGCUGCUAUUACAGCAGAAAGCCAGACAACAGGCUGCCCUUCUGUCUGAACUAGAUGCCACCAAAGUGUCAAGCAACUAUGAUACCUCAUCUUAUCUGGGAGGGAAGUAUGGAAAUCAUCUUGAUCUGCGUGGCCUGGAAGAACGUGGUGGCAGCAUAGUAGGAAGUCCAAUGUCCAAUGUGUCAGCAGACUCUUUCUAUGCUGACUUGGAUCAACACCCCCAAACGCCCAGAAGUUACCUGCUCUUAGAGGAUGCGGCUGAACUUGCUAAGAGCUCAACUGGCCUCUCAUCAACCAGCUAUGGAAUUGCUGAGAGGGAGCUAGCCAAAGCAGAGCGCCUACUAAGACGCACAGCAGCAGAUGUGGGCACAGACUUCCUUGGCAGCUCCUCAAGGCUUCAUUCCUAUGGUAAAACCCAAGAUGAUGAGGAUUCAAUGGAAGAACCAUAUGAGCUGAAGCUUCUAAAGCAGCAGCUGAAGCAGGAGUUUAGAAGGAGCACAGGCGGCACUGAGAGUUUAGAGCAGCUGGCUGGCCUCUCACAUCAUUAUACUCCUAGCACUGGUGUAACAGGAGGAGGCUAUAGGCCAUUCCCCAAGUCAGACAAAUACAGCAUAAGUAGAUUAACCCUGGAGAAGCAGGCAGCCAAACAGCUUCCAACAUCUAUGCUCUACCAGAAACACAAAAACGCCAGCAACAUUGGAAAAUACUCCUCCAUCCAGGACACUAGGGGCUUAGAGACAGACUAUAGCAGCUACCUGGGAUCCACUGGUUCCUCACCAAGAUCAAGCAGAUUACUACAGGAUGAAAUCACCUUUGGGCUUCGUAAGAACAUUGCAGAGCAGCAAAAGUACUUAGGCUCAACAGUAGGAGCCAAUCUCGCUGGUUCACUCAAUUUAGGUCAGAGUCUGAACCUGAGCCCAGGUGUGAGGACAUCUCUGGGGGAGGAUUCUGCUUAUCCCAGUGGGAGCCGAUCCCGGCCAUCCUCUAGACCUUCUUCUGUGUAUGGCCUAGACUUAUCUCUCAAAAGGGACACCUCCAGUUCUUCCCUGAGGCUCAAAGCAGAGGGUGACCCAUCUUCAGAUACUUCUGCAUAUCAGACACCAUCAGGUAGGAUGAAACCUACCAGUCUGCCUAUUGGCCAGGGUGGACGUGGGCGAAUCCCAAUCGUGGCACAAAACUCUGAGGAAGAGAGCCCACUGAGUCCGGUGGGUCAGCCGAUGGGUAUGGCACGGGCAUCUGCUGGUCCGCUCCCACCUAUAUCUGCCGACUCCCGCGACCAGUUUGGGUCUUGCCUCUCCCUCCAGGACCCCCAGCAACAGCACCUCAGGGAGGACUCUAGCAGAGGACGCAGCUACGUGCUCAUGGAUGACCUGCAGGGCACAAUGUCUGAUAGUGAAGCACUAAGUGAAUCCCUGGUGGGUUUGAACAGAGACGAUCCAGGAAACACACAUGAGAAUGUCACAGACGCCUACCACCUGCGUCGGGAGGAGACCGACUGGUUUGACAAGCCGCGAGAGGAUGGACAGGGACUGGAUAGGAGACAGAUGAAGUCUCAGCACUACCCCUUUCCUCAUGCAAGAGUGAAACUGCAGAGGGAUCCUAAAGACCGCAGUGUAUCAGGGAAUGGACUAGGCAUUCGUGUGGUGGGAGGUAAGGAGGUUCCGGGCAGCAAUGGGGAGAUCGGAGCAUAUGUGGCUAAAGUCUUACCCGGGGGAGCAGCAGAACAGACCGGAAAGAUCGUGGAAGGAAUGCAGGUCCUGGAAUGGAAUGGCAUCCCCCUGUCUAGCAAGACAUAUGAGGAGGUCCAGGGAUUGGUCAGUCAGCAGUGUGGAGAGGCGGAGCUAUGCGUCAGACUGGAUUUGAACAUGCUUUCAGAUUCAGAGGGCUCCCACUUGGACCUUCAUGAGCAGGCCAAAGCAGAACGUCCUCCACGUUCGCCAGGCGUGGACCCCAAGCAGCUAGCUGCGGAGCUGCAGAAGGUGUCUCAGCAACAGGUGCCCAGUUCCUCAGCCUCCUCUCUGACAGCAUUGGACAAAGGCUCAGCUUCAGGUGCCUCCAGUGCGGUGCCCAGCCCAGGGCAGCCUGGCUCACCUUCCAUCAGCAAGAAACGCCACAGCAAGACUUCAGAAGCUGCAAAGGCCCAGUCCCACCCGGUCACUGGAGAGAUCCAGCUUCAAAUCAAUUAUGACAAACAGCUGGGGAACCUCAUCGUUCACGUUCUCCAAGCUCGGAACCUGGCGCCCCGUGACAAUAACGGCUACUCAGAUCCCUUUGUAAAAGUCUACCUGCUACCUGGGAGAAGUCAGGUCAUGGUUGUGCAGAAUGCCAGUGCUGAGAACAAGAGAAGGUCCAAACAUGCCCAGAAGAGCUUGAACCCAGAGUGGAAUCAAACAGUCAUCUACAAGAAUAUCCACCUGGAACAGCUGAGAAAGAAGACACUGGAGGUCAGUGUGUGGGACUAUGACAAGUGCUCCUCCAACGACUUCCUGGGAGAGGUGCUGAUAGACCUGUCGAACACGGCUCAGCUGGAUAACGUGCCACGCUGGCUGCCACUGAAGGAACAGAGCGAGGGGGAGCACCACCGCCGCUCUCACUCGAGCCAGGGCCGCCAACACUCACCCAAACCACCCGCCGGACACUCGCCCAAAACCUCCGGCCACGGCGGCCAGGACUCACCCAAAUCCUCAGUCAUCAAGAGCCGCAGCCACGGCAUCUUCCCUGACCCUGCCAAGGACACGCAGGUUCCUACUAUUGAGAAAUCUCACAGUAGCCCCAGCACAUCGAAGCCAUCUCCUUCCGAGGGUCAAGCUCGUUCCCAUGGGACCCCCCGCGCUCACAGCAAAAGUGGCGCGGCCCGGGCACACCCUGAUGACGCCGCGGCAACGGCCGAAGCUGCCGGCCAACACCGCCUCCAACCAACCCAAAAUGGCCGCCUCUCCCUGAGGCACCACAGACACAGCGUAGUGGGCGUGCUCACCAUACAGAAAGCGGCGGCCAAUGAGAUCACUGAUGGCCGUCACCUGACCCUCCGCAAAGCCAUGUCGGAAGAGAGGCCACAGCUGGACGGAGCAUCCCGCAGCCAUAGAUCUGCUGAUGCCCCUGUUACUGCAGCCUCACUGGACAGCGGUCUGAGUGGCAGUGCAUUCAGCCUACUGGAAGAAGAGGGUGACACCAAUGCAGUGGACAGUGCCAUCUUCCAGGUUCCCAGAUUUGGAAAAAUUCCAAAUGGCACAGACGUUGUAAAGUCAUUACAUGGAGACACAGAGGGCAAAACUCAGGUGAUGGGGGAGAUAAAGAUUGCUCUGAAGAAGGAGAUGAAGACUGAAGGAGAGCACCUAGUGCUGGAGAUUCUUCAGUGCAGAAACAUCACCUACAAAUUCAAGUCUCCUGACCACCUGCCAGACCUGUAUGUGAAACUCUAUGUGGUGAACGUGGCCACUCAAAAGCGGAUCAUUAAGAAGAAAACUAGGGUGUGUCGCCACGACCGCGAACCAUCCUUCAACGAAACCUUCCGCUUCUGCAUGAACCCCACAGGACACUCCAUUCAGCUCUUCCUGGUUUCAAACGGGGGCAAGUUUGUGAAGAAGACUCUGAUUGGUGAGGCCUAUGUGUGGCUGGACAAGGUGGACCUUCGUAAGCGGGUGGUCAGCUGGCACAAACUGCUGGCCACUACGGCCCAGAUCCACUCCUAGAGGAAGCAUCAUGUAGAGAGAGCACCGGGCACUGUAGUUCCACCUCCCCAACACACUCUGUGAGUCUCGCAGGACAAGGCCAGGCUGGAGUACAGAAGGUGACGCAAAGAGAAUCACACGUGUCGCUCUCACUGAGGAAUUGUGGUAAUGUGAGCUGUGAGUAGAGGCAAUAGAGCCAAGAGAUGAGCUGCUUACAUGAGUGUUUCCUCCGUUUACAUGGAAGUGCCGGGGAGGCUCAAAAGUUAGUCGUAAAAAGAAAUAGAGCAACAAGGAUAUAAAGUCAGAUAUUUACACAUAUUUAUGCACAUGUACACUCAAACUCAAACACACACCAUUACACUCACCCACAAGGCUCAUGCACCCGUGUUUGUACACAUAUUUGUACCUACAUAUGUUGUCAAUGGGCCACAAAGGACUAGAGAUCAGGAUGGAAAUGUGUAUAUUUUGUUGGCUUUUAUCAUUAUAUUGCAUAUUUUUAACUUAUGACUGCCAAGUCCAGGUUCUGGAACUCCUCAUAUAAAAACUUCUGUAUCAGUACACUGUAUCACGCUUAGAAGAAGGUUAUGAUUAUGAUUGUUUGCAGAAGGAAGAUGAACACAUAUCUCAUAUAUUAUUUUUGUAUGAUAGAGUUAGAUUCAUUAUUAGAGACAUUUAUCACUAUACAUUUGUCCCCUAUCUCAGAUGUUAUAAUGUGUUAAAAGAACAGAUCAUUUCUGUGGAUUUAAAGUAUAUUUUAAGAUAUUUUAUAGCUAUAGAUUUAAAUGACUGAAAUAUGAUUUAUUGGAUGUUGUGGAAUGCUUUUGGCUGGUAUGUACUCAUAUUAUCUCACACGGAAAUAGCACUGACCUGCUUUAAUGGGACAUUCGAUCUGAAUUCGGUUGAGCUACAUUCCUCUUUAGAAACUAUUCUUUAGGGAUGGCACUGGCUUAUUGACUGAAUCUGACAUCUUACACAAUGGAGAAAUUUUUCAUUCUCAUUCAGGAAUCAGACAGAUCAGAUUUCUAAUUGGUUAAUUACUUUAUUUUUAUAGAUCAGUGUGGCCAUGGGAUGUUGCAAAUGUUUAAGUUAAACUGUUAAGUCCAGCAACAUUAAAAUAGAUGUUUUGCACUUUGUCUUUAGCAUGUCCUGAAUGUAAUGGUUGGUAGUGUUUGGUAAAAUUAUUUACUAAAAAUCC
This is a messenger RNA of Colossoma macropomum (tambaqui), 13891 nucleotides long. RefSeq names its product piccolo presynaptic cytomatrix protein a (gene pcloa). The transcript is spliced from 27 exons. Gene Ontology annotation, cellular component: glutamatergic synapse; membrane; cytoskeleton of presynaptic active zone. Lineage: Eukaryota; Metazoa; Chordata; Actinopteri; Characiformes; Serrasalmidae. Gene Ontology annotation, biological process: protein localization to synapse; presynaptic active zone assembly. Bases 1 to 12717 code for a protein of 4238 amino acids. Gene Ontology annotation, molecular function: metal ion binding; protein binding; structural constituent of presynaptic active zone. The record is from RefSeq and is a predicted model, not a curated record.